Messenger RNA from Haliotis rufescens (red abalone), 2184 nucleotides. RefSeq lists its product as uncharacterized. The transcript is spliced from 5 exons. Lineage: Eukaryota; Metazoa; Mollusca; Gastropoda; Lepetellida; Haliotidae. The record is from RefSeq and is a predicted model, not a curated record. Bases 454 to 1518 code for a protein of 354 amino acids.
UGACGAGCGGUUGUGUUGUGAAAGCCUCGCACGCUCCACCCUACAAUUGUUUUCAGCCCGGGGCAAAUUCGUCUUUGUGCUCCGUGCGCUGUGCAGCUGCGACUCUGCUCAGCGCUGAUUGGUCGAUCACUCUGAAGACUAGCCAACCGUGACCCGUCUUCCCUGCAGCGGGAGAGAUUAGGUUACAACGGCAGAUGUCUUUGCAGAAUUCAUAGCAAAACACCUUCUUGAAAAACUCACAGGUAUACGACGUUAGAAGGGUUUAGGGGUCUUUCUUGAGCUUUCUACGACAGUAAAAGUAUUUUAUCCCACGAGUGCGCUAAAGUGUUGUCGUGAAGAAGUGAGCUGUAUCAGUUGUAGCAGACGAUAUCCGGCGGUGAAGCAGACGACACGGUUCAACUUGACGGUGAGGCAUAUUGGAUACUGAUGCAGAGGGAGAUCUCCUAGUCAACGAUGUUUACAACAGAUAAGAUGUCCCCGUGUGUUCGGAUGCUGUUUUUGCUUGCGUCAAUUUCUACAGUGAUGUCUCAAGAUUCCCCAGUGAAAAUGUGUCUGACGGACGACGACAGGAACCGCACCCUGAACGUGACGCUAACGUGUCCAUCAAAUACGAUCAUCGUCGUGGGAGAGGCGUUCUUUGGUCGGAAUCAGUGGGGACUGUGUACCUUCACGGGAGACGACUGCACUGAGAACAUCCUCAGUUUGAAGGUCUGCGACGGCAAGAGGAACUGCAGCAUCUCCUUCCCCGGCACCUACACCACCAAGUGCGGCUUCGCCACCUUCCUCAGGGUCGUGUACGACUGCGUAGUUGGGGCCGUUAAUACACCUUCCCACAUUGAGCAGCAGGCACCUGUCCACCCCCAGCAGAAUGGACCUUUGACUCCGCCCCCUCUUCACCCCAGGCGCGUGGCCAGCUCGGACCCCGUGGUGACCCCACAAAACAAUGACGACCCCGCCUUGAUUGCCGUGUGUGCUGUUGCUGUCGUCAUCACGCUGCUGGUUCUGACCUUCGCAAUCUACCUCGUCAUCAGGCGGCUUGUGGGUGUCCGCCAAGACGUGCACAGUCCAGGUCUUCUCAAGAGCAACGGAAUCUCAAACCUAAUCUGGGAACAGUUUGGAUGUAUAUUAUCCCGUUGUCAAGAGCAAGACCCUGAAGAUGGUGGAGGGGAACUCGGCGCCCCACCCGCGGAGCAGGAUGAUGACGAUGAGAGUAGAGUGGCACCCUUAGGAGCUGCCGCGGUGGAGGAAGUGUACGAGUUGGGCAGACCGGAUAUGACAUCAGACAGUCAAAACCAGACAGUAGUUACGGGUCAGAAUCCCAGUGAACAUAACCCUGCGCGUGGGUCACAUGGAACGGAAGUACACAUUGAACAGAGCCCACGGGGUAGCAGAGUUGUAGGCGUCGGUGCAGCUGCUACUUCCGGUGAAGGGGUCAGCGCUGCCCGGGGUAUGGACGCGAGCCAUGUCCGGUUGGAUGCUGUGGCAGUGCCGAACACUGAGCUCUCUACACUGUGCUAGACAGGAACAGACACCAGACCCACCGGCUAUGGCAUCCACAGGGCGACAUCGGCCACUGUGACAGGUCUGGGUGAAAACACCAUAGGCAGCUCGAGAGGGCAAGAUCACUUGCGCAUCGUUCUUCUGACCACUUGCUCACAAUCACGGAACGUUCGCCAGUGAUUGAGUCUCAUCGACCAAACUAAUGCAUGAGACAUACAUUGACCAUAUUUAUGAUGCAGAAAUUUGUGAACUCUGGAUCUUGUUCUGUGUUGACUGAAAUCUUUCCAAGGAAGACGAUUUUGGGGUGCUUCUUUGAUAUCGUGACAUGAGUUAAUGCCUACCGCCGGCAUGACCAGCUAUCGGAUGUACGUGUGACGUGGAACUAGCACGUGAUUUGGGAAGACUCGGUCGAAGUUAAUUAUUUAUAUUUAUAUUGUUGACGUUUGAGUGUUUGAACUGUGUGGAAGAGUGGUGCGGGAGAAAGUGGGGUUGACACAGAGUGUGAUGUUGUUGAUUUUUUUAAUAUGUUGGCAUAUUAUUAUUUCCAUAAACAAACAAUACAUCAAAAAGGAGGUGUGAUUUUGGGGACACCAUACACUGUGUGGCCUCAUUUCAAUGCAAGCUGAUGUACUACAACGACGGUGACUGCUGUGACACUGUAAAUAUUAAACAAUACAUAUUUGC